Molecule: messenger RNA, 3015 nt
Organism: Trypanosoma theileri
Lineage: Eukaryota; Euglenozoa; Kinetoplastea; Trypanosomatida; Trypanosomatidae
Exons: 1
Coding region: 1-3015 (1004 amino acids)
Source: RefSeq, a predicted model, not a curated record
AUGGUCUCUUUGGCCUCCCUGGAAGAAGUUGCUACAAAAGCAGAGACACUUCGGUCAUUUCUACGCGGUGCCUUUCUCGAUGAUGCACCUCGUCUUGAAGUAACGAUCUUUAAUCACCUCAGAGAAGUUUUAAAUAGCUGGUUAGAACCUUUGUUGUCAUCAUCAACAUCAUCUGAGGAUUCAUCACAAUCACAGGGGAGUCUUCGUAAUCUUAUUGAGCAGUAUUAUCUACAGGAACUCUUUGCUGCACUGUUGUUUCUAGCAGAUGAGUCCCUUCUCCAGAGUAGUCCUGUUUCUAUUGCAGAAAUACCAAAAAUGAAGAAUUCAUCUGUGCAGGAUUCUUCUUAUUAUGUGGAUAUCCGUACAAAACAAUAUUGUGGAGAAAUGCUGCUUUAUCUUUGUUUUUCUCGUAUUUGCCGAACACAUCAUGUUGUGCAAGCGCUUUAUCCACUUCUUCUAGCUCAGAAUGAAGAUAAUGAUGGUGUUUCACAGAAUCAUAUUAGUGAAGGUCUCUUUACAUCACCUCGUUUUAUGAAGAAAAAGAAAUUUAUUUCUAAUCUUCUUAAUGGAGUUGUUAUUGGAUUAUCUGAUGGUGUUAGUGCAGUAGUUCGUGUCUUGUUACUGGAUGAUCGUGUAAAAGAUGAUAUGACGGCUGAUGCUGCUAAACAUAUUGCACAUCUCUUUGUUACCCCUUUGCGCAGUAUAUGGAUUUUAGAAGAAUCUUUAGUUGUAAAAUAUUGUGAAAAUUUUCCAAUAAUGGAUCAAGUUCGUCUAUUUUCUACACAAUUAAUGAAUCUUACUCUCUUUCAUGCAGAAACUCCUGUAAUUCAAGAGAAUAAAGAUGAUUUAAAACAACAGAUGCCUCUCUUUUUACAGAAACAGCAGCAUUUGAGGGAUACAUCUCUUUUAAAACUAGAAACAUUGGAGGAACGACUUCAUAUAUGUGUAGUAACUAUUCUUAACACGAUUGUGUAUCUAUAUCCUCUUAGUGAAGGAAAAAGUCGAUUUGACCGUAGUUAUAAAUAUUUUUCUUUAUAUAACAGAUAUUUUUUAACGCCGUCAUUUCGAGCACUUUCAUUACAAUCGGUUACUUUGGGUGAAAAUGAUGAAGUAUUACUUGCACUUCGUCGUUUUGCUGCUCUUACAAAUGGUUCAACCCUUGGACCAUCACCAAGAGGUUUAUUACUCACAUUAGAUCCUAUAUCGCCUGGUUUAUUACAAUUACUUGAAUUUGGUGAAACUAUCCCUACUCCACAUCGUGAUGUUUUAAAUCGUAUUCUAGAUUCACUAUGGAAGAUGGAAGUUCAAUUUGAGGAAAUAGCGUAUAUAUUCAUUCGAGGGGCUUUUGUAAAUGUUCGUGGAUCUUUUACAAUAGAUCGAGUUGGGUUAACCAUGUCUGUAGAUUUUAACCAUGUCUCUUCAUGUGCGAGUCGUCUGCGUGGAUUACAACGUCUUAUCUUGUGUGAAACAACACCAACAGAUUUUAUAUGUAAAGUACUAGAGGCAGGAGCUAGAGAAUGUCAGCAACGUGCAGCAUCUUCAUUAUCUGUUGGUAUACAAAAAAAAGAAAAGGUAAAUACGUUUCUAUUUACGGCAGAAGAGCUAGAGUCUGAAGAUGUAAACAAGGAUGAAGAUCUCAUAUUGGUGCGGAUGAUUGAAGAAAUGUGUGUUGGAAUGAAUGCAGAUACUUUAUUUGGUACCCGAGUCACACUUGACCGUGUGUGUGAUGUGCUUUCUACAGUGGCAACUAUUAGUCCUGUUUGUUGGAAGUGGGUAAUGUUAUUAUUACCUCGAAUUCUUGCUGUAGAUAUUAUUCAUUCAAUCUUUUCUCAGUAUUCAACAACUGCAGAAUCUUGUAAACCGGCACGGGCAUUACUUAUGCGGUUAAAACGACUUGAAAGUAUUAUUACUGCUCUCUGUGAUGAUGAUAGUUUUGUAUCAGCGUCUACUACGAUUCUUAGAGAUGCGGCUAUAGCUGUUCAACAAUACGAUACUGUGAUGAGUGAAGAAGAAGUGAAAGAAGUAAAGGAUGCGACGGAGGCUCAGUGUUCUAAAAUAGCACGUUCUAUUGAAGAAAGCCUUAAUGCUAAAUCUAUUUCAACACUUGUGGUUCAUCUUCUAGCUUUAGCACAAAUGGCAGAGGAGAAUGCCUGGAGUAUCAGUAAGCCACAAACUAAGACUUCAAACAAAAACAAGAAUCAUAAGAGUCAGAAUAAAGAAAAAAGUAAUAAUAGCGAAAAUUCUAUACAAAGAGUAAUGUGGCUGCUUACUCGUGUAUUAGCUGAAGUGGAUGACGCAUGUGCGGCGGUGAAUGCUUGUAAGACUAUGGUAUGGUGGUCUCUUGCACGUAUGGAAUCAUUAGAUUCUUCUUGUAUUGGACAACUUGUGAUAAACUUACUUGAUAUUGAUGAAAAUAAUCCAUUAUCAUUUCGAUCUGUGAUUCCUGCUGAAACUGCAGUAGCCACAACAGCCGCCGCACUGUUACCACCACAAAUAAGUCGUCUAAAAGUACGUUUAUUGGAUGUUUUACUUGGACUUUGUGAUUACGAUGCAGAAGGACGUACAUUACGAAAUAUUGAUGAUUAUUGUAAAAAGACGAGAAAAUGUGGUUUAUAUGAUAUUCUUACGGGAUUGUGUAAACCGCCCUUUAGUGAUGUUGUACAGGUGGCAACUAUGCAUUUUCUUGGUCAUUAUGUUGUUUCCACAUAUCCCCGUGUUUCGCUUUCUUCUAUCUGUACACUUUGUGUAGAUGUAUUUCGUCAUACCCCUUAUGAGAUGGCAAAGGCUGCCUGUGCCUCUAUGUUGUGGAAUGUUGUCACUUCAUUAGAGUCAAUGGGCGUUAUCGCAACUUUGAGUGAUGGGGAAGUGACAUUGUUGCAGAAUUUGGCAGAAGCAUUUCGGAGUUAUCGCUGUGCCGCAUUAAGUGAAGGGAUUCAUGAAGAAGUUAUUCACCGACAUGGUGAUUGGAUCCGAGAGGUGCUGCAGCGGGAAUCGCUUGUGGUGCGUGAGAUAUGA